Carassius carassius (crucian carp) is the source of this 2987-nucleotide messenger RNA. Its product is annotated as splicing regulatory glutamine/lysine-rich protein 1-like. NCBI's taxonomy places the organism in Eukaryota, Metazoa, Chordata, Actinopteri, Cypriniformes, Cyprinidae. The transcript is spliced from 11 exons. Gene Ontology annotation, cellular component: nucleoplasm. The record is from RefSeq and is a predicted model, not a curated record. The coding region runs from base 1393 to 2724 and encodes 443 amino acids. Gene Ontology annotation, molecular function: RNA binding.
GAAGAACAAAGUUUGAAGGAUAUAUCUUAUAUUUUCACUACAUUUAUCCACCUUUGGUGUAAAGCACUGCUGUAUAAGGGGUGCCACACCCCUCAUUUCCAUGCACUUGAGAGCCAUUGUAGAGUUAGGAUUUACUAUUCUAAGGAGAAAGGUGUUUCCCCAAUGCAUCAGCUAGCUGUAUGAAACAUCGAGAGACAUCUCGAAAGGGAACUACUAGAUAGAUCCUGCCUUAUGAACAACUGGUAAAACCGAAUAAUGUAUAGAUUUAGUUACAUACUAGUUUUUAGUUACUAAGCCUCUAGUGUGGACCCUACACAGGUAAAUAGAGUUCUGUUUUACGUCUUAAGCAAAUACAUACAAAAUUAUGUCUGAAUAGCUCUUGACGAGUAUUCUCAUAAGUACUGUAUAUGCAUUUCUUAUAUUAAUAAUGUUAAUCAAACAGCAAAAGAGAAAGGGGGCAUGACCUAAAGGGUUGAAAACCACUGAUCUACAUGAUAUACUUACAAUUCAAAGAACAUUUUUGUCAUUGCUUUAUUUGACAGUGUAAACAUAGCAUAAGGAUGGAACAAACUAUAGAAAUAUUAUAAUAAACCCAAAAGUCAAAUAAAUAAAUAAAAACAGUUAUGCAAGCUUCCAUCUAUUGGUUAUAUGUUUAUAUGUCCGGCUAUAUGUCAUUUUCAUCUUAAGUCUUUGUUUCCGCUGGGAUUUUUGGUUAAUUUUUAAAGUGAAUUUUACUGCACAACCGUAGAUAUAUAGCACUGAAAAAAGAAAAAUAUUGCAAUGUCAAUUUUUUCCCAAUGUCGUGAAGCCCUAAUAUUUUCUAACAGUGCCUGUGUAGGAUCUGUAAUUCAGUAAAAUUACAGAUAUGCUAGUGAACAGUGAUUAGAAUUGUUAUUUUUGCAAGGCAAAAUUGUUCAAUUCACUGUAAUGGGAAGAAAUGAAACCGUUAUUUUAAAAGCUCAUUGCACAUGUAUAGCUCCAUUGGCAAGGUUUUGGGGAGCAUUGACUUUAGAAAAGUACUGAAGUGGCUGAAAGUCACAUUUGAGGUUUUAAUUUACAAAAUCACAGAUAAACCAACGGUCAGUUUACCCAGUAAACUGUAAAAGUAAAAAAUAGUACGAUAGUCACUGUAUAGCAUGCGUUUGUAUGUUUUACCAACAGUGGCUGAGAUGUAUUUGGUAAAAUGAUUUGUUUUUACCUUUAUUGUUAAGGCAACACUUUUUAGGAGUGACGGUUUGAGGGGGGAUUUCUCAAAGACACUUAAAAUGUUCUUCUUUUCUGUAUCUGAUGUUCUAUGUGCUAUUAGUGUGAUGCAGCCAACAUGAACGGUUGUCUUGUGUUGCACACCCUUUCCAACACUGCGACACGAUCGCCCCAGGGAGAAAAGCGCCCAUGCUUGAUAUCGUAUUGGUUCAUGACCAAUAUGUUUCCAGUACAGGAAAAAUCCCUGAAGAGGCAAAGGCACUCUCACUUUUGGCCCCCGCCGCCCCAGUGACCAGCCUGAUGAGCGGAGGAGGACUUCUGCCCAUUCCUAGCCCCGCUACACUACAGAAUCGAGGUCUUCCUUUAGCUAAUCUGGGGGUCCUGAAGUCUAGUUUGGACACAUCUGUGGCGGCUCUAAAUGCAAUUGCUUCACAGCCUCCACUCACGGGAAAUGUAGAUCCCUCUAAAAUUGAUGAGAUCAGGAGGACGGUGUAUGUCGGCAAUUUAAAUUCACAGAGCACCACAGCAGAUCAGCUCCUCAAGUUCUUCAAGCAAGUGGGAGAUGUCAAGUUUGUUAGAAUGGCAGGAGAUGAAACCCAACCUACACGUUUUGCUUUUGUGGAGUUUGCUGAUCAGGAAUCCGUGUCACGAGCGCUUACAUUUAAUGGAGUUAUGUUUGGUGACAGACCACUAAAGAUUAACCACUCCAAUAAUGCCAUAGUGAAGCCUCCAGAGCUCACACCUCAAGCUGCGGCCAAAGAGCUGGAGGAUGUGAUGAAGAAAGUCAGAGAGGCUCAGUCAACCAUCGCUGCUGCUAUCGAGCCAGAUGAUAAAAUUCAUUCAUCCAGUAGGUCUAGAUGUUCCAGAGGGUCCAGAUCUCACUCUCGCUCCCCAUCACAUUCACGAAGAAAGCGAUCUAGAUCCAGUCACAGAGACCGCCUGUCCCAGACAUCCCGGCAGAGGGUGAAUGACUCCCGUGGGCCCCAUAGGAGACGCUCACAUUCCCGAGAAAGGAAACACAGCCAGAGUCGAUCUCAUUCUAGGGACCAAAGGAAGGACAAGGACACUAAAGCAAGGAAGGACGAUGAUUGGGAAGAAAAGAGGCCGCGGGACAAAAAGGGAAGGACGCCUCCCAAAGGAUACAGUGGCUCUAGAUGUUCCCACAGUAUAAGCAGAGUCCAUAAGAAAAGAAGCAGAUCUCGAUCCAGGUCACCAAGGCGGAGAGCCAGGUCACCGUCACCAUCUAAAAGAGGCAGGAAAGAUAAAAAGAGGGAUAAAGGAUGGGACAGUAGCAGGGAAAGGACAGAGACCUCAACAUCCAGGAGGAAAAGCAGGGAUUAUGAACAUAAAGCUAAGACAUCACUGAUGGAGAGGUGCUACGAGCAGGCGGACUGCGAGUAUGACAGUGACAUGGAUGGCUCGGGCUCUGUGGGUAGUGACAACAGAUCUCCUCAAGCUUAUCUCAACGGAAGCUAUAGGAGCACUUACGCCGAGGAGGAUGAUCUCUCUGCAGCUGAGUGAUUCACAUGUACCCAGAAUGCCAAGAACACUGAUGUUGUGACUGGAGAGCAUAGCUUCAUGUAUCACACUGUAACAGCCGUCACUCCUUUUGAAGUGCUUUCUCUCGCGUCCAUUGCUAUGUGACUGUAGACUUUUGAAAACAUUUUCUACUGCUGUGAAUAUUCUGCCUGUCAUAUGAUAUUCAUAUGGAUGAAAAUAUAAAGUUUUGGAUAGUUCUUUAUUGAGAUGCGGUUUAUUGAAUGAAGGUACUUGUACUGAGGUCA